Panicum hallii is the source of this 2016-nucleotide messenger RNA. RefSeq lists its product as uncharacterized. Bases 249 to 1001 code for a protein of 250 amino acids. The record is from RefSeq and is a predicted model, not a curated record. NCBI's taxonomy places the organism in Eukaryota, Viridiplantae, Streptophyta, Magnoliopsida, Poales, Poaceae. The transcript is spliced from 2 exons.
ACAACCACCUCUGCGUCUUGACCCAAAAGGUGAAAAAAACACCCACCACCUCGGGCUCGCGCAUCUCCGCUUCUCCACUCCGCCCCGCCUCGAGCCUCCCUCCCUCCGCCUCCACUGACCCCCCUCCCCCCCACUUUAAAAUUCCCUCGCCGCCGCGCCCCCGCAGGCCCGCACCCCGCCCGCACACACCUCCCCCUCGCAGGUCGCAGGCAGCAACAGCAGCGGCGCCACCGCACCCCGCGCCGGAAAUGGGGAACAGCCUCGGGGGCAAGCGCAAGGGCGCCAAGGUGAUGCAACUGGACGGCACCUCCUUCCGCGUCAAGCUCCCCGCCGCGGCGGCCGACGUGCUGCGGGACCACCCGGGCUUCCAGCUGCUCGAGUCGGAGGAGGUCAAGCUCCUGGGCGCCCGCGCCCGCCCGCUGCCGCCCGACGCGCCGCUCCGCCGGGGGCGGCUCUACUUCCUCGUCGCGCUCCCGCGCCGCGCCCCCGCCGGCGGCGGGGCCAUGCGCCGCGCCUGGUCGGGCAACCUCCGCGUCGGGGCCCGCGAGCGGCUCGAGUCGCUCAUGCUCGCGCGCCGCUCCACCUCCGACCUCUCCUCGCUCCCGGUCCACGCGUCCGCCUCCGCGCCCACCUCCCCGCUCCCCAGCGGCGCCACCUCCCCGCUCCCCGCCGCGGGCGGCGCCACGCCCGUGCGCCUCAAGAUGCGGCUCCCCAGGGCGCAGGUGGAGAAGCUCAUGGGCGAGAGCAAGGACCCCGCCGAGGCCGCCGCCAAGAUCAUGGAGCUCUGCGGCGCCGCGCACGCCAGCGCCAGGGUCACCCCGGAGCGGCCGCCCGGGAUACUGCGGAGCCCGCGGUUCGCCAAGACGCCCGAGUGGGGCGCCGGCUUCAUGCUGCCGGCGCCGGCGCCGGCGAAGACGCCGCAGCGGUGGCCCACGCUGCCACGCACUACCACGGAGAAAAAGGCAAGGUUCGUGGAGUUGCCGGACGAGCUAAUAGCAUGACUUCUUCUUCUUCUUCUACUACUACUACUGUGGCAAGCAUGUUUGGUGAUUGUCAGGCCAGGAGAUAAGGAAUUGUAAACUUAUCUUCAGGCGGGGCUGUACUUUCUUCCUUCCACCGCUCGAUUGAGCGAAACAGCUAUGGUUUGAAGAUGAGAAGCCGCCGAUGGCUUCCAAUUCACCUUGGUCCAAUGAUCUGACACCGUGUUAGACAGUUCAGUAUGUUUCCUUCCGCCUUCUCCAAUUCCCGUGUGUUCCUGCUGCCUUCUCUUUGGUGCUCCAUUAUUUGCAAGCCAAUAUGCUCAUCAGGUCAACUCUGGUUGCCGCUGGGUAGUUUCGUCUUAGACUCAGGCAACAUAACCAUGUGCAUCUGCAUCCAUACAUCACUGCACACGGAUUAGAAAUGCCAAUCUGUUCCCUGCAUUAUCCAUUCAUUUUCCUGCAUGAUUUUGGAAUGAAAAAACUGGGGAUUGUAAUGCAUAAACCAAUUGCUCUACACAUCAUGAAUUAAUGAUCUGUUGAGCAAUUGAGUUGAACUGGUCGAUCGUCUGUUGAGAGGAAAUUAUUGGGAGGCGUUGCUCAACUGCAUUCCCCAGCACAUGCAAGCGCAUCAUUUGCAAUGCAGCAGACUAGCAGUAGCAGAGUCGUGCGUUGCUGCGCCGUGAGCAUUUCUUAUCGCCACCGAUCAUUCGGAUUUGGAUAAAAGAUAUCGCCGCCAAUCACCGGUGAAGCUGCACAUGCGUGAAGGAUCUGAGUGUCUGACCUAGGCGACCUACCCUACCAAGUCAGAGGAAUGCGUUUCGUGAGCCAACAAAGGCGACCUCGAACGUCUUCUGGACUCCGUGCUUGAGCCCUCUGGAUCAGGGAUGUUCUCUGAAGGGAACCCCCAGUCGCCGCCCUCAUUAUGCAUAGUAGUUCGUUGGAGCGACCCCAGAAGGCCAGAACUUGUAAUCCAGCAGCUGUCCUGUUCAUAGUUUCUCUUUGUUGACCUUGAUGAACUUUUCGUUUGGCACUACCA